Molecule: messenger RNA, 2885 nt
Organism: Hibiscus syriacus
Lineage: Eukaryota; Viridiplantae; Streptophyta; Magnoliopsida; Malvales; Malvaceae
Product: probable GTP diphosphokinase RSH2, chloroplastic
Exons: 6
Coding region: 609-2768 (719 amino acids)
Biological process (GO): guanosine tetraphosphate metabolic process
Cellular component (GO): chloroplast
Source: RefSeq, a predicted model, not a curated record
CGGAAAAUCGAAGGAGAAGAAACGAAAGCUCUCUCUUUCAAGUUUUCAAUUUCAACAAUCUCAAAUGUAUUUGACUGUUUCGUUUUACGAAAAAAAGAAAAAUAAAUUGUGAUAUUUUCCCUAAUUUGACUAUAUAUUUGUAAUUACUGUAGCUUCAGAAUUUGAUCUCGUCGAUCAAAUUACUCUUUUGAUUCUUUAGGGUUUCUCUGUAUAUAUAUAAUAUAUAUAUAUAGAUGUACCCUAGAAUUAAAGAAAUUUAUUUGCCUUAUAGUUCUGACUUGAGAUUCCAAUUGGGUCUCUUUUAAUAAAUUAAUUGGUUUUUGAUAGUAGGAAAAGCCCAUGCGCUGAUAUAAUUGUUGGGGUUUCUUUUAGCGAAUUUCACUGGGUUUUAAGGGGGAAACUGAAAUUUGUUUUGUCAAUGCAGGAAUUAUUUGGGUCUGGAGAAAUUUUCUGGGUUUUAUUACUUUCUCGAGAAAAUUAGUGGGGUUGUUUGAUGCCUGGGAAAAUCGUUGUUUCACUGGGAUAAAAUAUUGGGUUUUUUUAAAAAAAUAAAAUAAAAAUAAAAACUAUUUCUUUUGGUGUCGAUCCGAUCUGCCUGUUCCUGAGCCAUGGCAGUUUCAACAAUAGCUCUUUAUGCGAGUACACCGAGCAGCGUAUGCUCCACGACUCACCAGAUCAACAUCAAUUCCUGUGAUUUCGACUUGAAUUCAAGAUCAUCAUCUUCAACUUCCUCGACAGUGGCUUCCUCUUCAUGCCCGAGACCAAUUGUCGGUGGUUUAUCGUGCCUCUUCUCCUCAUCUUCGGUAAAAUCAAGCUUUUCUAGCGGUGGAGAGGAUUUAGGGUCUUACAGAGGGGAAGAGUUGAAGGAAUUAAGCUGUUCAUUUUGUUAUUCAACAGGUAAAUUCGGUGGUUCUUUGAAACCCAAUCAAAGCCCCGUAUCGGUGUUUCAGGGCCCUGUUUUGUGUAGUAGCAGUAGUCCUCCUAUGAGAGCCGCGCGUGAAAAGGGUGUAGAAUGGCAUUUUCAGGGCUCUUUACAUAGUGGCACUAAUGGAUUGUUAAAUGGAUUCAUAAGGCGCGCCUUAGGGUCUUGCACUGAUUAUGAUUCACAAAGUUUUGAGGUUCCAAGUGGUGGUUGUGUUGAUGAAUUGCCGUUUUCAAUGGAGGAUAAUUUCAUAGAGGAAGUGAAUAUGGAUCCUUGUGUUGAGGAGUUGCUUUUAGGUGCAAAAAUGAGGCACAAAAUCUUUUGUGAAGAUUUUGUAGUCAAGGCAUUUUAUGAAGCCGAGAAGGCACAUAGAGGGCAGAUGCGUGCAAGUGGUGAUUCUUAUUUACAACAUUGUGUGGAAACUGCAGUGUUGUUGGCCUUCGUCGGUGCAAACUCCACUAUAGUUGCUGCGGGGCUUUUACAUGACACCAUUGAUGACUCGUUUUUGAGCUAUGACUAUAUAUUUAGGACAUUUGGUGCCGGAGAUUCUGAUUUAGUUUUAGGGGUCUCCAAGCUUAGUCAACUGAGUAAGCUAGUACGUGAAAAUAAUACUGCAAGCCAAACUGCUGAAGCAGAUAGGAUGAACACCAUGUUCCUUGCCAUGGCAGAUGCAAGAGCUGUCCUCAUUAAAUUAGCUGAUCGGUUUCACAACAUGAUGACACUGGAUGCUUUGCCUUUGCUUAAGCAACAGAGGUUUGCUAAGGAGACUUUGGAAAUAUUUGCACCUUUAGCCAAUCGUUUAGGAAUCUCUAGUUGGAAAGAGCAACUAGAGAAUCUUUGUUUCAAGCAUCUCAAUCCGGAUCAGCACAUAGAACUGUCCUCCAGGCUUGUGGAAUCCUUUGAUGAGGCGAUGAUUACUUAUGCUAUAGAGAAACUUGAGAGAGCUCUCAGGGAUAAAGAAAUUCCUUAUCAUGUUCUCUCUGGACGGCAUAAAAGCUUAUAUAGCAUUUAUUCAAAGAUGUUGAAGAAUAAGUUGGCCAUGGAUGAGAUCCAUGAUAUAUGUGGAGUACGUGUUAUUGUUGAAAAUGUGGACGACUGUUACAAGGCACUAUAUGUAGUACACCAGCUAUGGUCUGACGUACCUGGAAAGUUGAAGGACUAUAUAACUCAUCCGAAAUUUAAUGGGUAUCAGUCCUUGCACACAGUAGUGAUAGGUGAAGGCACAGUUCCAUUUGAAGUUCAAAUUCGAACGAAGGAGAUGCAUUUGCAACCUGAGUUUGGCUUUGCAGCUCAUUGGAGAUACAAGGAAGCUGACUGUAAACACUCUUCAUUUGUACUUCAGAUGGUUGAGUGGGCUCGAUGGGUUGUGACAUGGCACUGUGAAACAAUGAGCAAGGACCGACCUUCAAUUGGCUAUAACAAUUCCCUGAAACCUCCCUGCACAUUCCCUACGUAUUCAGAUGAUUGCCCAUUUUCUUACAAGCCACACUGCAGUGACGAUGGACCUGUCUUUGUUAUAAUGAUUGAAAACGAUAAGAUGUCAGUGCAAGAGUUUCCUGCAAACUCAACAAUGAUGGAUUUGCUGGAAAGAGCUGGGUGGGGGAUCUCGAUUUCGUCUCCUCUUACAUUUCCUGUUAAGGAAGAGUUGAGGCCAAGGCUGAACCAUGAGCCCGUGAGUGAUCCUACAUGCAGGCUGAAGAUGGCUGAUGUGGUGGAGUUAACACCAGCCGUUCCUGACGAGUAUUUGACAGAGUAUAGGGAAAAGAUACAACGCAUGUAUAACCGAGGUCUCCCUGUUUCAAGUGCUGGGCCUUCAGCUAGUAGUAUGGUUGCCUCAAGAACUUGACCCUCUUUUAUAAACACCCAAAAAAUGAAAACAAAGAAACGGGAUUCUUUCCUUUGUACAUAAAUGAUAAAUAAUACGCAAAAGUGACAUGGUUCCGUUGUUGGAAUCAUUUGCCAA